CAGACGCAACUCGAUACAAUCGAGAAUCAUCUACCGCAACACGAGACGCGGCUUCGAAGAAGGUUCGCGCCAGGGGAAACAGGGGACCAAAGUCAGCUUUGUUGUUGUCGGAAGCUUAGCACACAAGCAGCCCUAAUCAACCGUCACAAUGUCCUCGACGUCCUCGCAAUCCGGCACCGCCGGCGCGGCGGUCAACGAUAAGCUGCAUUCCAACCUCCCGGCCGCCGUCGCCCAGAAGCUCCCUCACGUCCCGGAGAGCAAGGAGGAACUCAAGGCCGAACUCAAGGCCGAGGCCAGGGCCGCCGCGUCGACGGGCCUGUCACAGCUCCGGUCCUUCAUCGCCGGUGGCUUCGGCGGCGUCUGCGCCGUCAUCGUCGGCCACCCCUUCGACCUGGUCAAGGUGCGCCUGCAGACGGCCGAGAAGGGCGUUUAUUCGAGCGCCAUGGACGUGGUCCGCAAGAGCGUGGCCAAGGACGGUCUGCGGCGGGGCUUGUACGCCGGCGUCUCCGCGCCCCUGGUCGGCGUUACACCAAUGUUCGCCGUCUCGUUCUGGGGCUACGACCUCGGCAAGACCAUCGUCCGCGCCACGAGCACCGUCGCCCCCGACGGCUCGCUCUCCAUCGCGCAAACCUCGGCCGCCGGCUUCUUCUCCGCCAUCCCCAUGACCGCCAUCACGGCGCCCUUUGAGCGCGUCAAGGUGAUCCUCCAGGUGCAGGGCCAGAAGAAGCUCGCGCCGGGCGAGAAGCCCAAGUACUCGGGCGGCAUCGACGUCGUCCGCCAGCUGUACCGCGAGGGCGGCGUCCGCUCCGUCUUCCGCGGCUCCGCCGCCACCCUCGCCCGCGACGGGCCCGGCUCCGCCGCCUACUUCGCCGCCUACGAGUACAUCAAGAGGCUGCUGACCCCGCGCGACCCCGCCACCGGCCAGCCGAGCGGCAAGCUCAGCCUGACCGCCAUCACCUGCGCCGGCGCCGCCGCCGGCGUCGCCAUGUGGAUCCCCGUCUUCCCUGUCGAUACCGUCAAGAGCAGGCUGCAGACCGCCGAGGGUAACGUGACCGUCGCCAGCGUCGUGAGGGGCCUCUACGCCCAGGGCGGCCUCAAGGCCUUCUUCCCCGGCUUCGGCCCCGCCCUCGCCAGGGCGGUGCCGGCCAACGCGGCCACGUUCCUGGGCGUCGAGUUGGCGCACCAGGCCAUGAACAAGAUUUUCUAGAAAGACGGAGAGAGUGUGUGAAGAGUGGGAGGUUGGGGAGGUGCUUGUGACUCGGAUAGACUUGGCAUCUCCUGUUUUUUUUCCCGUCGGUUGACGUGUUUUUCUUUUUCUUUGCUGUUUCGGGUCUCGCGGGUUGGCUUAUUCCUGUCAUGGAUACCUCGUUCUGCGAACUUUGCAUGCCUUACUUAGAAGAAAAAGCGGGCGGAGUUUGGGGUUCACAUUCAGCAUUAGAUUCCAAUCGAUUCUACUUCUGCUGUCAUUCUGCUCUCCGU
This is a messenger RNA of Thermothelomyces thermophilus ATCC 42464, 1479 nucleotides long. RefSeq lists its product as uncharacterized. Bases 149 to 1207 code for a protein of 352 amino acids. Gene Ontology annotation, biological process: mitochondrial transport; carnitine transmembrane transport. Gene Ontology annotation, cellular component: mitochondrial envelope. The transcript has 2 exons. Lineage: Eukaryota; Fungi; Ascomycota; Sordariomycetes; Sordariales; Chaetomiaceae. Gene Ontology annotation, molecular function: O-acyl-L-carnitine transmembrane transporter activity. The record is from RefSeq and is a predicted model, not a curated record.